AUGGAGUUCCUGGCGGAGGAGAACGACUGCGGCCAGACGCUGCUGCGGCUGGUGAGUCGCGGCAGCGCCAUCAUCGCCGAGCUGCUGCGUCUGUCCAACAACAUCCCGGGCGUCUUCAUGGGGCCCUCGCACGUGGAGGACCCGGAGCAGCUCAAGUACCUCAACAUCCUGUUCGACUUCGCGUACCUGAAAAACCCAGAGGACUUCGAGAACAUGGUCAACAGCAACACGGAGCUGCUGGAUGUGGACGACGAGUUCAUGGACAACCACGAGGACAUUUUGGACCGAUUCUACCAGCUUUUCGACGGCAUUUACAAGUACAUUAGCGACUACUUGGAGUUUUUGGACAAUCUGGAGAAAGGGUUCUUCAUCCAGCACACGCUGGCCAACAUUUUGCUGGAUACGGACGGUGCGCAGCUCAUGUGCGAGGCCCUAUACCUCUACGGAGUGAUCUUGCUGCUGCUGGACCGCAAAAUUCCCGGACCCACGCGAGAGAAGAUGGUCAUCGCGUUCUACCGAAGCAAGGGCGAAUCGGCGCUGGAAAAUAUUGAUGAAGUCUGCAAGCUGUGCCGUGUGACGGGUUAUCUACCUGGUCAGCCGAAACCGGCUCAGUACCCUGAGCGGUACUUCAAGCGCUUCCAACCCCCGGAGGAAGUUGUGAGCAUGGUAAUCGGCAAACUGCAGUCCGAUGAUGUGUAUCUGCAAGAACCGUGCUUCCCGCACCGCACGCAUCGGUCUACUCGACUCGCAGCGCAGGCUUCGAUGCUGUUUGUGAUUCUGUUCUUCGCACCGGAUAUUCUCAUCCACGAGAAGGCGAGUAUGCGUGAAAUCGUGGACCGCCACUUCAACGACAACUUCAUUCUGACCACGUAUAUGGGAGCUGUGGCUGACCUGUCGUUGGAGUGGGCUGCGUACCCGGCAGCGCGCUUGGCGCUAGCUAACACGCUGGAACCGUCGAACAUCGCACACAUUACCAAGAAGAAGGCACAGCAGACGCAGCGCUCUAUCGAUGAACUGAACUACUUCCUUACUGAAGGUGUGCUUACGGAGAUGUACGUGCUGGAGAACCUGGACCCACUGCUAAACUGUAUCCGUAACGCCAACGUGACGAUCCGAUGGACAAUGAUGCACUCUCGAAUUCAACCGGUGAUCCCCAUGAUGGAGAACUCCACGGCGCAGCGCGAAAUCUUCGAUAAAGGCACAGACCCGGAUAAACUGAUUACUCUGCUGCUCAAGGUUUCACAGCUCGAGUGGAAGCUGAAGCAGAUGUUUGAAGCGCUGUUGGCCAGCAAGGAAGAUCGGUGGCAGCGCUGCAUGAAGGAAACUUCAGAGCGCAUGGAGGAACUGAGCGAGUAUUUCUCCGGAGAAAAGCCGCUUACGCGUGUCGAGCGCAACGAGGAUCUUAUGAAAUGGUUCAAAGAUUUGGCUGAGAAGGUGAACAGUCUGGAUUACGUGGAUCACGUCAAGGCUGGACGACGCAUUAAGCGUUUGAUUGAGGCACUGGGCCACGUUGAGCAGUUUGACCAAAUUGACACAAAUUUGCAAGUUAAGGCAUACCUGGAGGAAUCGCGCGAGUUUCUCACAGAAAUGGUGCGCACUGUGCGCAUUCGAGACGAGGUCAUGGGCAUCAUCGAGAACGUAUCGGAUCUCUCCUACGGCUGGGAGAUUAUCAACGACUUCAUGAAGAUCCUGCACCAGCGCGUGAAAAACGAUCCGUCGUCUGUUAUUUUGCUGCGUGCAAUGUUCCUCAAGUUUGCGUCAAUCCUGGACGUGCCGCUCACUCGUAUCCAUCAGUGCGGCUCUGAGGAUGUGAUCUCUGUCGCCGAGUAUUAUUCGGCUGAGCUUGUGGACUACGUGCGGCGCGUGAUGGAAGUGAUCCCACAGAGUGUCUUCCGUAUCCUGGCAGGCAUCAUCAAGCUUCAGACUGACCACAUGAAGCCAAUUCCGGUAAAAUUCGAGAACACGUUGCUGAAGAACCACGCCCAGUUGAACGAGCGCUACCGUCUUGCGCGUGCGACCAACGAGGUUUCCAAGUACACCGAAGGUAUUCUGGCGAUGAAGCGUACUCUGCUCGGUAUCAUUGAGGUCGACCCUCGACAAGUGCUGGAGGAUGGUUUGCGCAAGGAGCUCGUUUACCGCGUGUCUCUCGCUUUCCACGACGUGUUGAUUUUCGAGAAGAACACGUCCGAAGAGUGCAACGAGAUCUUUGUGAAGUUGGCGUCCAACCUGGAUGCUUACCGGCUGUCCUUCGAGUACAUCCAAGACUACAUCGGCAUUUAUGGUCUACGCAUGUGGCAUGAGGAGCUGUCGCGCAUUAUCAACUACAACGUCGAGCAGGAGUGCAACCGCUACUUGAAGAAGAAAGUGUACGAUCGCGCAUCACAGUACCAGAGUCGCGCUAUCCCGAUUCCACGCUUCCAGCCGCCGUCGGGCGAUAUGAGCGUUAACUUUAUGGGACGCCUCAUGCAUGCGCUUUUCAUCAUGACUGACCCCCACACGACUAUUUACUCCCCGCAGUCCAUUGGUUGGUUCUCUGAAGAUGGCCAAGAAGUCUGCGGCAUCGGGGCUUUCUCGGUGUUGCACAAGAGUGUGGGGCUGCUGGGUCUUGCAGGUUUGGAUCGUAUGCUUUCGUUCCGUAUCGUGCACACACUCAACAAUUUGGUCAAGUUCUGGGGGUCAGCCGUGACUCCCUACUACCCGCUGCUGGACCAGCUCUCCGCAGCUCUUGUGCCAGAAUGGAAGUUGCCAGAGCACUCAACGAAGUUGUACGAAGCCGCGUUGAAAAAGGUUGAGAAGAUCAUGAGCAAGCUGCUUAAGGCUGUGCUGAUUAUUGGCCAGGCGGCACUCAUCCGGCGACAGAUUUCGAGCGAGUUGUCGUUUUCGAGCCGCCUUGACGCGAAUCUGCUGGCCACGGCCCUGGACACGCUGAACAUUUCUCUACUGAACGACAUUCGCGCGCACUACCGUGAUCCGAAGAACAAGCCGUACCCGGGCAGCGACGGCAAUCCUGUCCUUGUGGAAUUGAACAAGUACCUGGAGAACACGGGUGCGAAUGACCCGUUCCAGAAGAUCUACGUGACAGUCGCCGAUCCGUUGGAGGGCCUGGCAGCGAUGUUCAUGCUCUUCGUGGUGGCCUACAUGCCGAAACUGCAGUACGACCGCAACUUCGGCGCGCUCAGUCGCGUGGGUAAGAACCCAAUCGACGGUGAGCCUCUGCUCGUCAACGACAUCUUCGCCGAGAAGGCCGAUAAAAAGGGCAAGACACCUUCGCUGCCGACGGAGCUACCCGUAGACGUGGUCAACACGCUCAUCUUCAUGCUCGAGUUUGCACGCUGUGCCAAGAUCAAGCGCAGCGUCCUGGACGCCCACGUCCCUGCGUACAAUUCACGGGGAGCCAGAAAACGAAGCAAAAGCACGCGCGCCGCCAUGAGCGAGUCGGGAACCAGCGGCGGCUUUAAGGAGCCCUCGCGCGCCAUCUUCGCGCAGCGCGACCUGCACCACUUCCUGGGCUCUCCGGCCCAGCAGAUGAUCUUGGUGUUUGUCAAGCACCUGAACAAGAGUGUCAAGGGCAAGCGCAUCUCCAGCGAGUACGAAGUCUCCCCGAACGUCCAGAAGGCUGUGGAACUGGUGAACGAGAUCAACUCAUGGAUCGAUGAGAUCCCGCCCAUCCAGCAGCCCAUGCGCUUCGGCAACAAAGCCUUCCGCACGUUCUACGACAGAGUAGUGGAGCGAACUCCUGCGAUGCAGGAGAACAUGCUGCCGGAGGAGCUGCGUGGCGCUGUCAUUGAACUGGCGGCGUACCUGGACGACUCGUUCGGCAACCGUGUCCGUAUCGACUACGGCACGGGCCACGAGACCAGCUUCAUCGUGUGGAUGUGCUGUCUGCACAAGCUAGGCUUUUUCAAGCAGUCGGACUUCCCAGCUCUUGUGCUGCGGUUGUUCACAACUUACCUGGCGCUGAUGCGUCGCCUGCAGAAGCUGUACAUGCUGGAGCCGGCAGGCUCUCACGGCGUCUGGGGUUUGGAUGACUACCACUGCCUUCCGUUUUACUUCGGUUCGUCCCAGCUAAUUGGCCCACACGAGAUCCUGCCCGAUAGCGUGCACGAUGACAGCGUGCUCGAGGCCAACCACAAGGAGUAUUUGUACCUGGACGCUAUCAAGUUCAUCAAGGAGGUGAAGGCGGGCUCGCCCUUCGCAGAAACGUCGCCCAUGCUGAACGACAUCAGUGCACUGCCGUCAUGGGAGAAGACCAACGGUGGCAUGCUCAAGUUGUACGAGGGUGAAGUGCUGAAGAAGUUGCCGGUGAUCCAGCACCUGCGCUUCGGAACGUUGUUCCCGUGCACAUGGACUCCGAGCCACGCAGCCGAUGACGGUUCCACCUACAUCCCGGUGAGCACGCAUCCAGGUACGGGCGUUCGUGCUCCUAACUUUGAUCUCGAGGGUGUGUCGGCGAAGGCGCCGUGGGUUUCCGUAGAAACGCUGGCCGCCACGAAGGAUACUGCGAUGUCGCCGCUGCGUCACAGCAAGAAAAAACUGGACGAGUAAACCCACAGCAUUCGUGCAAGAAGCUCAUGCCGACGCUCCGAAACGGUCCGAUGCGGUGCAGUGCUGGCAUGUGUUCGUUCUGUCUACCGUGGAUGUGCUGUGUUGUUGUUGUUACUGUGGCUGUGGUGGUGGCGCUUCAAAUCCGUGGACCGAUGGCGAGGGAGCUCCUCUGGUCGACGCCAACGAAAUAUGCUGUUUAGCAGGCUUGUCGACUGCUGACUCAGCUCUCCAGCGCGUUUAACGCCACGUCGCUUGCUUCCGGUCGAGGCCACGUGUUCGGGCGCGUCACGGUCGGGCGGCAAGAGUGGAAAAGGGCUUCGCCACCGAGAUCGGGCCACGCGGGACCCGCUCCAGUCGAGCUGGGCAGCGAAACAGACGACGGCGUGAACAAGAAACGGCCCGAGGAGCUGCGGCAGCGCUGUCGAGGCUCUGGCUGAGUGGAGCCAUUUCGCCGCGUGAACGCGACACGGGGAAACGGAUUGCGGAGCGCGAGCGAGCGAGCCACGAACAGCGGCAACCGUGCACCAGAAAACAACCAGUGAAAUUCUUGAGGAGGCCAGUCAGCCAGCGGGCCAGCCAGUCGUGACGAGCGCAGAUUACGGAGGAGCGAGCCUCGACGAUUUAAUCGGAAGAGGACAGAGCUGUGGUGAGACGAAGGUUGCAGCGGAGGCGUUACGAACAGCAGCCAUGCGAUGCGAGGCAGCGGGCAAGAAAGCGGGCGACCAAGCGACUUUCGUUUGCGGCGACCGCGGAACUGGAAGGAGAAGGGCUGACCAAGAAGCCGUUCGACCGUGACACCGGCAGACGCGAGGCGGAACAACCCAGCAGCAUUUUUGGCUUUGGUGCCGUGGUCUCCGCUAACGAAACUCGCGCGAUCUCACCCCGAAUUCAGCCCGUUCGAACAGCGAGCCGGCAAACUGAACGAUACGCCGCUCAGCCUGUUGCCGCAGCAUAGUUGGUGCUCGCUACACGUACCUACCAGGGCUCCACCUCUACGAGCAACAGUGCAAUCGAUCCCAAUACAAACGCAAAGGCUAGAGGCGUCGGGGGCCACGCAUCCCUUCAAUCACCACACACCUUGGUUUAACAUUUCC
Molecule: messenger RNA, 5639 nt
Organism: Phytophthora sojae
Lineage: Eukaryota; Oomycota; Peronosporomycetes; Peronosporales; Peronosporaceae
Exons: 12
Coding region: 1-4545 (1514 amino acids)
Biological process (GO): actin filament polymerization; endosome fission; endosome organization
Cellular component (GO): endosome; WASH complex
Molecular function (GO): phosphatase activator activity
Source: RefSeq, a predicted model, not a curated record